UCAGUCAAUCAGAUGAUUAUAAAACGAAUUAAAUAAGAGAAUGAAAACUUGUUAGGGUUGUGCUUAGGGGCAACUAGUUUUAAAAGAUAUCCCCAGGGCCGCCACUACAGUCUGAGAUCUCUAAGACUGCAUUAUUUAUGUGGCCUUUUCCAGCUUCAAGUUUCUGAGUGCUAUCUUCUCUAUUUUUCUCACCGUCUCCGUCCUCUCUCUGAGUCUGAAUAAUCAUCUAGUGUCUGGUGUAUUGCUGGUUUUUGAAGCAUAAGAAAUGGAGCGAAGAAGGGUCAUUGGUUGGGCUGCUAGAGACUCAUCUGGACUUCUCUCUCCUUAUUCAUUCACUCUCAGGGAAACAGGUCCAGAAGAUGUUGUAUUCAAGGUUUUGUACUGUGGGAUGGACCAUACAGAUCUUCAUCAGAUGAGGAAUGAGAUUCACAUGACUAACUAUCCUCUGGUGCCAGGGCAUGAAGUGGUGGGAGAAGUUGUGGAGUUGGGGUCAGAGGUAAGAAAGUUCAGAGUUAAAGACAAUGUGGGAGUUGGGUGCAUUGUUGGGUCUUGUGGGGAAUGCUUGUCAUGCAAAUCCAACAUAGAGCAGUACUGCAACAACAUAAUCCUCACUUACAAUGGCACAUACAAAGAUGGAAGAUCAACUCAGGGAGGCUUCUCUUCUCUCAUGGUUGUUGAUCAAAAGUUUGUGGUCCGGAUACCAGAAAAGCUUGCACCAGAGCAGGCAGCACCACUUCUGUGCGCUGGGGUGACAGCCUAUAGUCCUUUGAAACAGUUCAAGGGGUCUAAGAAGGCUCUCAAUGCAGGGAUUUUGGGUUUGGGGGGAGUUGGCCAUCUGGGUGUUCUGAUAGCAAAGGCAAUGGGGCAUCAUGUCACUGUCAUAAGUUCUUCAGAUAAGAAGAGGGUGGAGGCGUUAGAGCAUUUAGGCGCAGAUGCUUUUCUGGUAAGCACCAAUGCAGCUGAGAUGGAGCGAGCAGCGAACAGCCUCGACUAUAUCCUCGACACGGUGCCGGCUGUGCACCCUUUGCAAUCCUACCUUCCACUUCUCAAGGUUGAAGGGCAGCUAAUACUAGUUGGGGUUGCCCCUCAACCACUGCAUUUUAGUUCCGUCGACCUGAUUCUAGGAAAGAAGAUGAUAUCUGGUAGUUUCAUUGGAAGUAUGGAGGAGACGCAGGAGAUAUUGGAGUUCUGGGCUGAAAAGGGUUUGACAUCAAUGGUAGAAGUAGUGAAAAUGAAUUACGUGAACAAGGCAUUCGAAAGAAUGGAAAGGAAUGAUGUGAGGUAUAGGUUUGUGCUGGAUGUGGCUGGCAGCAACCUGGAAUAAUAUUGAUGAAGCCCAUAUUUCUGUCUGCAAUGGCAAUUUCAGUUCCUCUCCUACAAACACCCUUGGAAUAAAACAAUAAUAUGCCAUCUAUUUACAAAUGGCAACUUCAUUUCACUAUCGUGUGUUUCUUAUACAAUACAACACAAUUCUAAGAAAAAUUGUGCAUGUUUUCUACCUUGCAACUCUGGCUUUUAUUUCAGCUGUAAAUACAUAUUUACAAACUCUGAAUUAAAGAAGUGCUUGAAGCAGAGCUGAAAAUUUUGGUGAUA
Messenger RNA from Carya illinoinensis, 1593 nucleotides. RefSeq names its product probable cinnamyl alcohol dehydrogenase. Gene Ontology annotation, biological process: lignin biosynthetic process. Bases 266 to 1324 code for a protein of 352 amino acids. Gene Ontology annotation, molecular function: cinnamyl-alcohol dehydrogenase activity; zinc ion binding. The record is from RefSeq and is a predicted model, not a curated record. NCBI's taxonomy places the organism in Eukaryota, Viridiplantae, Streptophyta, Magnoliopsida, Fagales, Juglandaceae. The transcript is spliced from 6 exons.